Messenger RNA from Didymodactylos carnosus, 597 nucleotides. Lineage: Eukaryota; Metazoa; Rotifera; Eurotatoria; Philodinida; Philodinidae. The record is from the annotation of a GenBank genome assembly.
AUGCACCCUCAGUUCAUUGCCAUGGUAAAGGAUUAUGAUAAAUAUAUGCAAGUACUUCGAGAAAUUUUCAUCUAUCAAUACUCAUCAUCUAAUAGGGUGAUUGUCGCGAUUGGUGAAACCGGUCUUGAUGAGACGAGUAAUUUACAUAUUGAACAACAGAUAUUAACAUUUGAAACGCAAGUAAAGAUGGCAAAAGAAUUUGAUAUACCACUUGUAUUGCACUGUCGUGGUAUACAAUUGUUUCGAUCAAUGUUAGAUUGUAUAUUGAAAAAUCUCGAUAGGAAUCAUCAUAUACACUGGCACUGCAUACGGUCAAAUAGUGACUUGCGAGUAAUUGAUGAAUUUCUAGACAUAUUUGAAAACUCUUAUAUUGGACUAAAUGGUUCAUGUACACACAAUGAUAGUAUAGAACAAGAUAAAAUAUUUAAAAAAUGGAUUAGAGGUCGAAAUGAUUUAUUAAAUCAUCUGCUAUUGGAAACGGAUUAUCCCUGGCUUUGCCCGACAGAACUUGAUCCUAAAGAAUAUAAUCCAUGCUCUGAUAUUCUUACCACAGCAAAAUUUGUGGAACUAACUUUGAGAUUAAAAGGAAAAAUCUAA